CUCUUUUGGCCCAAUAUGACCACCGUCGCCAGUCCCAUCCUCUCCUCCCCAUUUUUCCCCGUCACACGCGCUUCAGUCAGUCAGAUAGUGAACAAGAUGGCGGACCUUUCCCUGGACGAACUGAUACGCCGACGAGGUUUAAAUACUAGAGGGGCCACCAACAGGCCUGGGUUUCGCAGGGGUGGUGGAGUCCCUGGAAGGACAUUCGAUGCACGGCAGAAGAUUGGAACGAACGACGUCAGACAGAGACUUGGUGGUGGUGGUGGUGGUGGAGGAGCCUUCCAGAUAAAAGAUGCCAGAGAGAAACUUGGCCAGAAAGAUGCUCGUUUUCGAAUUAGAGGAGGGGGGGCUGGAGGAGGUGUCCAGGAUGCCAGGCAGAUGAUCAACUCGCGUAAACAACAGCAAGGACACAAACCGUUGCAGGGCACCCCACAGCCACAAAUGCACAGCCCCACACAGGUGCACUUCAAGACACAAAUGCAGCACAUACAAAUACACAGUAAUACCAGCAACACAAACACGAGUGUGUCCUUUUCGAACUCAAAUUCAGCCCCAUUCUCAUCACACCUUCAGCAAGGGGUGGGGUCUCAGAAGGUUAUUGACGCACGUGAUAGGCUCAGUCUGAAGAGGAGCAUUGGAGCCACACCCACACUGGGGUCAGCCACGCCUCUCAAGAUCACCAAGACAAUUCAGCAAAAGCCAGUGGGAAUGACCAGCGGGGUUCGCAUCAAUGUUCCCACCAGGAACGCUCAGUCUCUCCCAGGUGAAGAUGACACCAUCCUCAGUAAACAGAUGAAGAUCACUACUGCCAACAGUUUUCUACACACGCAGCCUGGUGCGUUUUCUGGCCCAAUCACGAAAGUGGUCCAGAAUGACAGCUACACCGCCCCCGCGCCUCUGCCGUCCCCCGUGGCCCCCAGGGCCAGCCCCAGCCCGGUGGCGCAGCGCUCCAGCCCGGCCGCCCUGCAGCCCGUGUGCCGGACCGUGGCGGGAAGCCAGGCGCCGCACGCGGGAGCCAGCGGGGAGGCGGGCGCACAGCUCACCGCUCCACAGCCCGUUUUCAGUCCACUGGAGGGGACCAAGAUGAUGGUGAACAACCUCCAUCCUCGCGUUAGUGAGGAAGACAUUGUGGAGCUGUUCUGUGUUUGCGGUGCCUUGAAGCGAGCGAGGCUCCUUAAGGUGGGCGUGGCCGAGGUGGUUUUUGUCAGGAAGGAAGAUGCUGUCACUGCUUACAGGAAGUACAACAACCGAUGCCUGGAUGGCCAGCCCAUGAAGUGCAAUCUUCACAUACAAGGGAAUGUCAUCACCUCAGACCAGCCAAUUCUACUGCGUCUCAGUGACACCCCAGGUGGUGGAGGUGGGGGGAGGAAAGAUGGCCUUCCCCCCUCCCUGUCCCGCCCCGGUGGCCGCCCCGCUUCCUCCCAGCCGACGCCAGAAGUGGACCCCCAGACCAUUCUGAAAGCACUGUUUAAAUCGUCCCCUCAGACCCCAUCCACCACCGACUCCCCCAGCUCACAGUCAACCGCUUUCCGCAUCAAGAUUUAACAGUACGCACAGACGCGUACAUCCAGCGUACACACAUGCGUACAUGUAAAUUACACAUGCACCCCCCCACAUAUGCAUGCACACGCACACACUUGCAUACAUCCAACACACACACACACUUGCAUAUAAGCUUACAUCAAAAGUACUCACUCACCCCUCCCCAUAUGCAUAUAGACGCACUAACACCAUACGUCCAACAAGCGCAUAUACAUACGCAUGCACUCACAUACACAUAGAAAUGCACACUUACACAUGCAUAUAUUCAAUGUGACAAUGGGCACACAUACAAAGUACAUCAAACAAGCACACACUUAUGUCCAUUAAAUACACACUCACACAAAUGUACAUCUACAUACAAAAUUAUACACAGGUGAUCUGAGUUUCAGAUUAAUGUAUAAUGCGCACACUCAAAAUGUAUCACAGCAUUCCAUAAUCAAAUGUAACACAAUAUGCAACCAUAAUACUGAUGUCCCCAUAACCACCCAGCUUACACACACACACAGUUCAAACACAACUCUAAUACUGAUGUCCCCAUUACAACACCGCUUACACACACAAACACACCUAUUCACACACACUACAGACACAACCCUAAAACUGAUGUACUCAUAACAACAUGGCUUACACACACACACACACAUUGUACAAAUGGCCAUUUCACCACGUGUACAUAGGUUAACUGGAACUGUUCUGAGCUACAAAUACAUACAGUGAGGCUGAAAACUGUACGACGCCACACAGACACCACAACGUGAGUUCAACCCGAAUCGGCACAAGGCUGAGGUAUUCAUCAGAUACACUUUUCAUUCAUCCACACCACACUAUUCAGUCUACAAGUGUUCCACACAUAAGAAUAGUACAGAGAAUGCUCCCUCGUGUUGAGUACUUCAACAGAAGUGUCAGUGUACGAGGUUGUUAGUCUUCGCUAUUGCAUUUAAAAAAAAAAAAAUAAAAAAAAAACUUUAUAAUUGAUAAUGCAGUGGUGUCUCAGCCACCACAUCAUUGAAUUUUUCCUCUGCAUUAGUAACCUAGUUGGAAGUGUAAGCUCUCCAGUGCACUGGUGCAGUCAAGACACAGACAGACAGACGUGUAAAAAUACUUUGCAUACUUGCAUACUGUAGAUGCGCAAAUGCAUGUCGAGUGUCUUAGAAAGGACCAAUCAAGGAAUCGCUCAUUUAAUGUCAAGAAUUUGUUUUUAAUAGACUCCAAAUGAUGUGCAUUACUUAAAUUGACAUUUUAGUUUGUGGCUAAGGAGUUUGUAUCACAUGAUUCAUUCAGCAUUAUGUUCAAAUUGUUCACAUUGAACCCUAUCUUUUUGUGAAUCAUGUGAUAUUUAUUUGAUGUGUUCCCAGUGACAGGUGACAUACAGCCCUGAUGAGUGUGUGCUGUACUGUGACUGUAAAGGGGCUUGGAACACACUGAUGUGUCAUUUUAUACCAGUCGUAAACAGCUCUGUUCCUGGAGAUCUAUCAUCCUGUUGGUUUUCACUCCAACCCUAGCAAAGCACUCCUCAUUCAACAGCUAGAGAUCUUAUUCAGCUGCUAAUUGGUUGAGUCAGGUGUAAUAAAUUAGGGUUGAAAUGAAAACCUACAGGAUAGUAGAUGUCCAGGAACAAAGUUGGUUAUCAGUGUUUUAUACAACAAGCUGAAAAAAGCAGUUUAGCAGAUCUAAGAGAAUCUGCUAUUUAUCUGUUAAUAUGGGUUGUCUCCCCCCCCCCCCCCCCCCCCCACUGCAUUCUGGUUGUUCUGUAGUUAUUGUGGCUGUUGUUUACUUUGCAGUCUGUGAAGCAACAAACUGGAUGAUGCCUUGCUUGUUUUUUUUCUCCUUAUUUCUCCCAAGCAAUGUGUUAAAAGACUCUGUUGUUACAACAGUUUGUGUCUCACACCAACAGUGUGUUCAAAGCUCUGUACCUCUUCUCCAAUAAAUGUGUUGCUUUAUAAAA
Anguilla anguilla (European eel) is the source of this 3487-nucleotide messenger RNA. It is a transcript of the gene poldip3, whose product is annotated as polymerase (DNA-directed), delta interacting protein 3. Gene Ontology annotation, molecular function: mRNA binding. Gene Ontology annotation, cellular component: nucleus. The transcript has 10 exons. Gene Ontology annotation, biological process: mRNA export from nucleus. The coding region runs from base 16 to 1545 and encodes 509 amino acids. The record is from RefSeq and is a predicted model, not a curated record. NCBI's taxonomy places the organism in Eukaryota, Metazoa, Chordata, Actinopteri, Anguilliformes, Anguillidae.